Cucurbitaria berberidis CBS 394.84 is the source of this 1719-nucleotide messenger RNA. Its product is annotated as glycoside hydrolase family 88 protein. The record is from RefSeq and is a predicted model, not a curated record. Gene Ontology annotation, biological process: polysaccharide catabolic process. Gene Ontology annotation, molecular function: chondroitin hydrolase activity. The transcript has a single exon. Lineage: Eukaryota; Fungi; Ascomycota; Dothideomycetes; Pleosporales; Cucurbitariaceae. The coding region runs from base 1 to 1719 and encodes 572 amino acids.
AUGGGUGUACCACCGAACAAGGAGCACGAGAUUCGAUUUAAGCCGGUGCAAGGAGCAGGGAACGAGCAGUUACGGUGCCCUGAAGCAGCUCAAUCGACUCUGACUGCCGAGCAUGAGAUCCCAAAAUGUAGCGAGGAGCAUUCAUUGGUCUCAUGCAGAAAGGAAAACGCAUUACAAACGCCAUGUGGGCAAUCGCAGCCACUUCUAUUCAAUCAAACAGUCCCAGGACUGAGGUCAGAGUCCUCCACCAGCAGCUUGGGAGGGGACAUAUCUGAGCAAAAUACGACGCCUCUCACCAGCAGCCCACCAUCCGAAUGCGGCGUCAACGAACUGAAUACAGACAUUUUCUCUUCCAAAAUCUCGAUUGUUGAUCAAGUUUCUGAACUCUUUGCUGAAAAUAUUAUCGCAAAAGCGCUUCAAACCGCACAAUUUGCUCUUCAGGCACUUCCUGCCGCAUUUCCCGAAAUUGUACCCCAAGAACUCGGCCAAGAUGGGAGUUACAGCUUGCGAGAGGCAGACUUUUGGACAUGUGGUUUCUUCCCUGGCACACUGUACGCUAUUUUGGAGAGACUGAUCAAGUAUCCGCAAAGCGUGCAGCUUCCAAGGUCAAUCAGCCUUCAGCACUUACGCGAUCAGCUAACAACACUGUGUCGCACAUGGAGCGAACCCAUUAGAGGGAUGGAUGGUCGAACCGACACUCACGAUAUUGGAUUCAUCAUCAUGCCUUCUCUCCGCGCGGAUUGGGAACUGUUCAGUAACCCGCGGAGCCUACAAUCUAUUGUCAAGGCUGCAAGAAGUCUGGCAACCAGAUACGUUGCUUCGGCCAAGGCCAUACGAAGCUGGGACCUGCUAAAAAAGAAUGACAUUGAGAUUUUGGAUCAAGAAGACAACAUGAUCGUCAUUAUCGAUAGCAUGUGCAAUCUCGACCUUAUAUUCUACGCAGCGCACCAUGCGCAAGAUCCAACCCUAUCCGACAUAGCCACAGCACAUGCAGUAACACUGUUGCAGUCGCAUCUGCGCAAAGAGCCGGUAUUAUCUUCUUCAAAAGAUGCAUACAGAGGCCAAUGGUACUCGUCGUGCCAUGUAGCGAAUAUUGAUCCCAAAACCGGUGAUCUGAAGCGACGUUUGACAGCCCAAGGAUAUGACCACGAUUCAACAUGGUCGCGAGGGCAAGCAUGGGGAAUAUUGGGGUAUGCCGAGACGUAUGUGUGGACAAGAGACCGCCGAUUCCUAGAGGCAUCAUGUGGACUAGCAGAGUACUUCUUGCAUCGUCUUGAGAACGCGCCGCCGUGCGUGACGAAGGGCCGGAAGGUACCGCUGUGGGACUUCGAUGCACCCAUUGAAGAUGAAGAGAACCCUCUGCGAGAUUCAUCCGCAGGUGUAAUUGCCGCCAACGGUAUGCUCAUUCUUUCCCAGACACUGGCCAGCAUCGACCAGAUCAGUCUGUCAUCGCGGUUCCGCAAAGCAGCAAUGUCCAUUAUACAAGAUACACUGAGCUUUGCAUUGGCACCUGAGAAGGCCCAGCUAGUUUCAGGCCCAUACCAGCAUAUCGGAACGGAACAGGUACUUGCGGGAUGUCGCUAUGAUGGUAUGUUGAAGUUUGGCACAGCGAAUAACAACGCUACCGCGAGGAAACGAUACUCGAAUCAUGGACUAGUGUAUGGCGACUAUUAUUUAGUUGAAUUUGGGAACCGGUUGUUGCGCAUGGGUUUGCAUUAA